UGGUUUGUUUGUUUGUUUCCAGAACACUAACUAGAAAUGAAAUUUACCAUGCAGACCACCACUCACGUUAAGGAAAACACUGUAUUUUCCCCCUUUUCUUGCCACAGUCUUCUGCUGGGGGAGAUCCAGAGAGGGCUUGUUAUCUACAUAUGCUUCUUCAAAGGUGCUGACGAGGAUCUUGUCCCAAAAAUUGUCGAUACGCUGUUGAAUGUUAAAUUAAGUGAAAAUGAAAAUGGCGAGUUUGUCUCUGUUCUUGAUUUACCAGGCGAUGUACUCAUCAUACCACAAGCCACCCUAGGUGGUAAACCAAAGGGAAGAAGGAUGCAGUACCAUGCAAACAUUGAAAAAGAAAAAGGGUUGGAACUUUAUUCUCAGUUUGUGACUCUGUGUGAAAAAGAGCUGGCUGCCAAUGCCAAAUGCAUGGAAGCUGGUGUUCUUGUCAAGCAUGGCACAUAUGGAAACAGGCAGGUGUUAAAACUGGAUACAAAUGGACCUUACACUCACCUGAUCGAAUUUUGAAAAAAAUAAAUUGUAUCCCAAAUACA
Messenger RNA from Melospiza melodia melodia, 545 nucleotides. It is a transcript of the gene DTD2, whose product is annotated as D-aminoacyl-tRNA deacylase 2. Gene Ontology annotation, cellular component: cytoplasm. Gene Ontology annotation, molecular function: D-tyrosyl-tRNA(Tyr) deacylase activity. The transcript has 3 exons. The record is from RefSeq and is a predicted model, not a curated record. The coding region runs from base 37 to 519 and encodes 160 amino acids. NCBI's taxonomy places the organism in Eukaryota, Metazoa, Chordata, Aves, Passeriformes, Passerellidae. Gene Ontology annotation, biological process: tRNA metabolic process.